Messenger RNA from Saccostrea cuccullata (small rock oyster), 812 nucleotides. Its product is annotated as deoxycytidylate deaminase-like. The transcript is spliced from 5 exons. Gene Ontology annotation, biological process: pyrimidine nucleotide metabolic process. The coding region runs from base 171 to 644 and encodes 157 amino acids. NCBI's taxonomy places the organism in Eukaryota, Metazoa, Mollusca, Bivalvia, Ostreida, Ostreidae. The record is from RefSeq and is a predicted model, not a curated record. Gene Ontology annotation, molecular function: zinc ion binding; dCMP deaminase activity.
CAGGUCCUACGCCUAAUGAAACUGGUUUGGAUGGGACAGCUAGGUCAGGUCCUACGCCUAAUGAAACUGGUUUAGAUGGAACAGAUAAGUCAACACAUAGUGAAGGGCGGAACAUUGAGGAUUCGGGACAACGUGAAGAAGAAAAACCAAUAACAUGGCACGAGUAUUUUAUGGGUAUUGCUUUUCUAUCAGCAAAGAGGAGCAAGGAUCCCAAUCGAAAGGUUGGUGCAUGCAUCGUUAACAAGAAAAAUAGAAUCAUUUCAACCGGAUACAACGGUUUUCCUGAUGCGAGCACUAAAGCCGAUGAAUACUUUCCAUGGACAAAAGAGGAAAAGCACAAAUACGUUUGUCAUGCUGAAUUAAACGCAAUCGUUAACAAGAAUGCUACCAGUCUGGAAGAUUGUAUAUUGUAUUCUACUCUUUUUCCAUGCAAUGAAUGUGCUAAAUUGCUGAUACAGUCGAGGAUUAAACACGUGAUCUAUUUUUCCGAUGACAAGGCGGAUAAAGACGCCUACAAGGCUUCUCGGGCGCUGUUUGUACAAGCAGAUGUUCAUACAACACACUACAAGGAUCUUCAUCGCAGGGUGGGCGUUCCACCUCUGACAGAAAUAAAACUUGAAUUCACCCCUCCACAAGAUGGCUGAAAAAAAUCUAUAUUGUGCUUAAUGUUUACAAACACUGUUUAAAAUUGUACAGUUGAUGUCUAGCAAACCUCUUAGAAACUGUCAUUUUAUGAAUUAGUUUUACGUAAGAUUAAAGAACUGUGAGGAAAUUUCAAAACAACUACUGACACAAAUCUUCAAGAACAAAUA